Molecule: messenger RNA, 584 nt
Organism: Plectropomus leopardus (leopard coralgrouper)
Lineage: Eukaryota; Metazoa; Chordata; Actinopteri; Perciformes; Serranidae
Source: RefSeq, a predicted model, not a curated record
AUGAUGCGCCUCCGUGUGUCAUCUUUGCAGCGCUCAGGGCAGAAGCGUCAGGACGGCGAGCGCCUGCUUCUCCCCCAUGAGGCCGUGUAUCGUUUGGACUUCCCUACCCAGGAGCUCAACUUCUCUCGCUGGCACUUCUCCCUCACUGCCCACGGCCGUGUCACCAUCACCGGUAUUUGUCAACACUGGACCCCUGACCUCACCCACCUGAUGACCCGGCAGCUGCUAGAACCCAUCGGAACAUUUUGGCGAAAUGCUGACGAUCCGAAGGAUUCGCCGCUCAAGUGGCUGGAGGCGGACAUGCAGGAGUUCGGCGAGCGGAUUGCUGAGCUGGCCAAGGUCAGGAAGGUCAUGUACUUCCUGUUUGCUUUCAAGGAAGCUGCGGAGGCCGCAAAUGUCAGCUGCUCGGUAGAGUUCACACUAGAAAAAUGACUCUUCACUAUCUCUCAGUAGAGUCCUUUUAGAGAAGCACCACAAUAUUUUGUUCAGUCUUUGACCUUUAAAAUACAUCACAGUAGAGCUGAAAGAUACUUUAAAUCUCUUCAAAUAAAAAAAAUACAUUGUCUUAAAUAUUCUCACAAAAA